AUGUCCAUUUUUUCCUAUAUCGCCUCGGGGAUCAGCUCGUUCGUCGUCCUGACAGCGUCCCUCUUCGCUCUGGGCACAAAAGUCCCCCGGGCCGCAUUUGUCGCCCGGUGUCUCGCAGCUUACGGCUCGCUUCUACUGUGCGCGUGCUAUGGUGUAGUUGCCUCGAUCGUCCUGCGACUGGUAGGCUACGGCCGAGUCUCCCAAUGGGCCACAGCACGCAGCUUCAAAUGGGUGAUGCGGUUAACGACUGGCGUGCGAUUCGACAUUAUCGAAGGCGUCGAGCACCUCUCUACCCGACCAGCGGUGUUCAUUGGAAACCACCAGUCCGAACUCGACGUGCUCCUGCUGGGUGCCAUGUUCCCACCAUACUGCAGUGUCACGGCUAAGAAGUCUCUGGCUAAGAUUCCGAUCCUGGGGUGGUUUAUGGCGUUGUCACGGACUGUAUUUAUUGACCGGGCGAAUAAGGAGACGGCUGUUAAAGCGUUUGACAGUGCGGCGGAGGAGAUGCGGGAUCACCGCCAGAGCGUGUUUAUUUUCCCCGAGGGGACUAGGAGUUAUUCGGACAAGCCGGAGUUGUUGCCGUUUAAGAAGGGCGCGUUCCAUCUUGCGGUUAAGGCUGGUGUGCCGAUUGUUCCUGUCGUGGCGGAGAAUUACUCGCAUGUUUUGUCGCCUAAGAACUUGCGGUUCAAUUCUGGCGAUAUUAAGGUUAAGGUCCUGCCUCCGAUUAGCACUGCUGGUUUGACUUCCGCAGAUGUCGAUCAAUUGACCAAGUCGACCCAGGAGUCGAUGCUGAAGACCCUCCUCGGUAUGUCCGAAAAGGAGGGAGAACGGGCUGAGGCCUCCCAUGUCAACGGCAAAUCUACUGCUGUUGAGAUAUAA
Molecule: messenger RNA, 879 nt
Organism: Aspergillus ruber CBS 135680
Lineage: Eukaryota; Fungi; Ascomycota; Eurotiomycetes; Eurotiales; Aspergillaceae
Product: 1-acylglycerol-3-phosphate O-acyltransferase SLC1
Exons: 2
Coding region: 1-879 (292 amino acids)
Biological process (GO): phosphatidic acid biosynthetic process
Cellular component (GO): membrane; endoplasmic reticulum
Molecular function (GO): 1-acylglycerol-3-phosphate O-acyltransferase activity
Source: RefSeq, a predicted model, not a curated record